This is a messenger RNA of Volvox carteri f. nagariensis, 1218 nucleotides long. RefSeq lists its product as uncharacterized. Bases 1 to 1218 code for a protein of 405 amino acids. Gene Ontology annotation, biological process: thiamine diphosphate biosynthetic process; thiamine metabolic process. The transcript has 4 exons. Gene Ontology annotation, molecular function: ATP binding; thiamine binding; thiamine diphosphokinase activity. The record is from RefSeq and is a predicted model, not a curated record. Lineage: Eukaryota; Viridiplantae; Chlorophyta; Chlorophyceae; Chlamydomonadales; Volvocaceae.
AUGCUUGGGCGCCCAUAUGACCAAUACAUCAGUUCCGACUUCCUUGGGCCAGGCCCGUUGCCGGCAGGCCGGAAAAUCUACCUAAUUGUGCUCAACUACUGCCUUCCCGCGGGCCUUCUCCACGUAUGGCCGUUAGCAUCCUUCCGCAUAUGCGCGGACGGCGGCUCCAACCGCUUGUACGACGAGCUGCCGGCCAUGAUGCCACCGGCCCCCGAAGACAUUACCACCGGGUUGGAGGUCCUGAAUGCAGAGAAGGACAUGGCACAAGAGGCCGUGACGAAGGCGGCGACAGCGGCACGAUCAGAGGCAGCAUUCGGGAGUGGACAGGUUGAAUCAGUUCCCAUGUCCGGCAUAUGCACUCUAGGCCAAGCAUCUGCGAACGGCGGCGGUGCCGCGCUGGCACCGCAUGGCCAUGGAUACAGCAGCACCACUACCGGCGACGUCAAGGACAGUGACCCACAUGGGCCCAGCGGGCCAAGCUACCAGGUCAAGCACCACGAGCGCAGCGCCGCCGGCUUGGGACUCCACACCGAUAUUUCCACCUUGUUACGGCUGGCAUAUUUGCCUGAUGUCGUAUUGGGUGACCUGGAUUCCCUCAGACCAGAUGUACGGCAGUACUACGUCCAACACGGAGUGCCUUUCAUGGAUAUGUCGUACGACCAGGAUACCAACGACCUUGCGAAGGCGAUCUCGUUAAUUGAGGAGCGCUUUAUUAGGACGGACCUAGACCACAGCCCCGACCGCCAUCAAAUUCUGGUGCUAGGUGCUCUGGGUGGCCGUCUGGACCACACCCUGGCCAACCUCAACGCACUUCACAUGUUCUCCCACCUCAACAUCACCUUAUGGGGUGACGGCAACCUGGCGCGGCUGGUUCGCCCGGGCAAGGCGCUCAUAACACCGGAUGAAAGGUUCGAGGGACCCACGUGCGGCCUGAUCCCCAUUGCCGGUCCCGUCACCGCCACCUCCACCGGCCUCAAGUGGAACGUGGCCUCCACCCAGCUACGAGUGGGCGGUUUGGUGUCGUCAUCCAAUAUGCUGACUGGGACGGCAGUGGAGAUCAGCUGCGACGGACCGCUGCUGUGGAGCACGGAGGUGCACAUGGAGCCGCGGCCCGACCUGCGUACGUUGUGGGCGCGGACGGCAGCUGCGGCGGCGGCGGCACAUGCGCGGGAAGAACAGCAAUGUCAUCAUCAGCAGCAGGUGCUGCAGUUGCAUUAA